GAAACUCCGCCAGUUUUUAGGAAGUGCUGCUGUGUCAAGAGCCUGUGCAUGAGACCCCAGCGGGCCAGGACUUACUUCCUCCCCACACAGGGCUGGGCGGGGCUAGCAGGAAGGGGCCUCUUACAGGCAAGGUGACGCACCCCUGCCUGGCCAGCCCGAGCAGCAGCUGGGUCUGCGGGACAACGGGAGCACAAGCCACCUCUCCCCUGAGGGCUUCAGAUGGACCUGUGCCACCCAGGUGACUUCCCCUGUCUGAGUUCCGAUUUGUCAUCCUGGCCUGGCCUGGGGGACUGGGGGACACACAGGGAUUUGGAGAGGUUCCAGCUCCAACCAACCUGCCGGCAGUUAUGGUGACCCUCUUCCUUCUGAGGGCCUGGGAUUCCCCACCUUGAUUAUGGACAGGACGGUGGUGAAGCUUCGUGGCGAAGGUUCGCCCAGGGCUGCCUCUCCUCCUCCUGCCUUGGUCACGUGUCCGGAAGCAGACCCGGUGGAGCUGAGCAGCGGGGAGGCGGAGGAGCUGCAGCGCAUCAAGUGGCACCGGAAGCAGCUUCUGGAGGACAUCCAGAAGCUGAAGGAUGAGAUCGCGGAUGUGUUUGCCCAAAUCGACUGCUUCGAGAGCGCGGAGGAGAGCCGCAUGGCCCAGAAGGAGAAGGAGCUGUGCAUCGGGCGCAAGAAGUUCAACAUGGACCCCGCCAAGGGCAUCCAGUAUCUCACCGAGCACAAGCUGCUGACCCCCGACGUCCAGGACAUCGCCCGGUUCCUGUACAAGGGCGAGGGCCUCAACAAGACAGCCAUUGGCACCUACCUGGGGGAGAGGGACCCCGUCAACCUGCAGGUCCUCCAGGCCUUCGUGGACUGCCACGAGUUCGCCAACCUCAACCUGGUCCAGGCCCUCAGGCAGUUCCUGUGGAGCUUCCGGCUGCCCGGGGAGGCGCAGAAGAUUGACCGGAUGAUGGAGACCUUCGCCACGCGAUACUGCCUCUGCAACCCGGGCGUCUUCCAGUCCACAGACACCUGCUACGUGCUGUCCUUCUCCAUCAUCAUGCUCAACACCAGCCUCCACAACCCCAACGUGCGGGACCGGCCGCCUUUCGAGCGCUUCGUGUCCAUGAACCGCGGCAUCAACAACGGCAGCGACCUGCCUGAGGAGCAGCUGCGGAACCUCUUCGACAGCAUCAAGAGCGAGCCCUUCUCCAUCCCCGAGGACGACGGCAACGACCUCACUCACACCUUCUUCAACCCGGACCGGGAGGGCUGGCUGCUCAAGCUGGGGGGCCGUGUGAAGACGUGGAAACGGCGCUGGUUCAUCCUGACCGACAACUGCCUCUACUACUUCGAGUUCACCACCGACAAGGAGCCACGGGGAAUCAUACCCCUGGAGAACCUCUCUGUGCAGAAGGUGGACGACCCCAAGAAGCCAUUCUGCCUGGAGCUCUACAACCCCGGCUGCCGGGGCCAGAAGAUAAAGGCCUGCAAGACGGACGGCGACGGCAAAGUGGUGGAGGGCAAGCACGAGUCCUACCGGAUCUCGGCCUCCAGUGCCGAGGAGCGCGACCAGUGGAUCGCGUCCAUCCGAGCCAGCAUCACCCGCGUCCCCUUCUACGACCUGGUCUCUGCUCGGAAGAAGAAGAUUGCCAGCAAGCAGUGAGCUUCCUGGGGGUGGUGCUGGGGCACCUGGAGACCCGCCUCCCGUCCCAGUGCACACUUCCCUGGCUGUAGACAUCCUCCCUCUCCCCACGUUACCUCUUACCUGGGGCUGACUGUAGGGGGGAGGUGGAGCCCAGGAGGGAACCUCAGGGGGCUCAGAGCCUGGCAGGGAGGCGCCCUGGCGCUGGGAACCCAGCCGCAGCCAAGAGAGGCCCUCAGGCCCCGCCCUAAGUCCACCACAGUAAAGGGGGAGAGAAGCAAGUGAAGAGAAACCAGCCCCAGAACCCAGCGCACGUCUUCCCUCUGGACAUCAGAGUCCCCAUCUCUGAAACACCUCCUUGCACUCGGAAGUGCUGUCGGCCUCAGAGCAGUAGGGGCCGGGCUCCCUGGUUGCUCCUGCCCUCCUGCCCCUCCUCCUGCUCGGAGGGUAUCUCUGCCAGCUCCUCCCCUGUCCUCAGGCCAGGCUUGGACGCACACACAGAGCUCAGCACACACACACAGCUCAGACCCACGGACGGGACCCCAAGGAGAUACCAGGAGCACUGCACUGGGAGCCCAGACCCCUCAGUCUGUCCCAGCUCUGCCUCUGACUCACUGUGUGCCCUCUGCCAAGUCAUGGUCCUUCUCUGGACCUUGCAAAACUGCAGUGUUGGGCUAGAAACAUCCUGGCUCCCGCUGGCUCUGGAGCCAGCGUCCGGCUGGAAAUGCGGCACUUGCUCACUGAGCCGGGGAGACGCUGGGCUGGAGGCUGCUGGGAAGAGGAGAGCAGAGGGGGCUCCACCCUCAGCGAUGCCUAUUUGGAGUAGAGGAGCAAGUGGGACCCCUCAGAAAAUGACAGAGAGCGUCCCCGACAGAUGGGACUCGAGCAGGAUGGGUGCUAAAACCAAUAAGCCAAGAAGAGAGAGCUUUGCGGGCUGUGGUUACCAGGAGGCAGCGUUUGAGCCAACAAGUGACACGGAGCUCAUGCUUGGAGUCUCGGCCACGGCUCCCCUGGAGCAGGCCCAGCAGCGCCAUGGUGGUGAGGGGCAGCCCGGUGGGUCCCGGCAUCUCGAGGCUGUCUGCGGCAGCAUCGGAGACAGUCUCCAGGGAGGCCCAGCCUCGGGGAAGAUUCCACUAGUUGGAAGCACUUCAACCCCUCACACAGGCUCCAGGGAGCCCCCAGAGGGAAAUUCCUUGGCGGAGGAACAGGAAACAGGGUUGCCUCUGCCCCGCUGCCGGCCCAAGUGGCAAGUGAGCUAGAGCAGGUGGAUUCCCCAGGAGGAACCGCAGCUCGCCAGGCACCCCACACGCCUACCGUCCACAGGGUCAGGAUGGACUAGCUGCCCUGUGAGGUGGUGAGAUCCCUGUCUCUGGAGGUGUGCAAGUACCUGGUAGUGAUAUUGCACUGGGGAAGGUCUGGGCUGGGUGCCACAGAAGGAGGCCUGGACAGUUGAGGAUUUCCACAGGUUCACGGCAGCCUGUGGGCUGAGCCCCAGCCUCAUUUGGCCUGUGAAGGGGAAGCCGGGGGUCAUGAAAGGAACACUGGGCUGGGGGUCAGGGGGUCAGAGGUCCUCUCCUGCCUCUGGCACACACCGGCUGUGUGACUUUAGUCUGCUCCCUUCCUCUCUCUGGUCCCCAGCUCCGCCCGCCACGGAGCAGGUGGGAUCGGUGAUUUUCUAGGCAUGAGUGGCUGUUCUGGCAGUCGCUCAGACGAGAGAAUAAAGUUCAUGAUCCCACCUGUGAGUGGGGCUCUGUCCUCUCCGUGA
Molecule: messenger RNA, 3392 nt
Organism: Microcebus murinus (gray mouse lemur)
Lineage: Eukaryota; Metazoa; Chordata; Mammalia; Primates; Cheirogaleidae
Gene: CYTH4
Product: cytohesin 4
Biological process (GO): regulation of ARF protein signal transduction
Molecular function (GO): guanyl-nucleotide exchange factor activity
Source: RefSeq, a predicted model, not a curated record